CGCAUGCGUAACCUAUUCGAAGGCGAACUCCUGAUUCUGACGGCAGAGAAAGAUAGAUGAUCUAUCUACUUGUCGAAUUUCCACAUCUUCGGCAAACUAUCGACCGUACACCAGACAUGUAGGACAACUACAGGGAAUUUAAAACUGGUCAACCAUCAGUCUUGCAAUCUGUCAUGUCUGUGAUUAUAGCUUGGAUAUGAAAGAAUUUGUGGCAAGAAUGAGUAGCAAGAGAAAGAGACAAGUGAACAGCAGAUUGAGACAGGAGGCGAGAAAGAGUGGCAAUUAAGAAACAGAGGAGAGAAAGGAGACAGCACGACAGCGACUAUAUUGAGGAGACUUUGUAUGAGCACAAGGAGAAGAGGGAGAAGGAAGGACAGAAAGAAGAGAGACAAGAGGAUCUAAUAGCUAGUACAUCGUCAUAUGUCUUGGUUUUCAUGGAGACACUGGGUGGUGCUCUUACACUGCAUUUUUCUGGAGAUUCAAACAACCAGCUCUAAGGAGAUAUGUCCUCUCCUUUGCCCACCAGGCUAUCAGACUCCGUACAGUUGUACUAAACUGGAUAAUCCAACGUGUGUUGAGUGUCCAGAUGGAUGGCACAAAUCAGUUGAUGACUUUACAUCCAAUGUAGCGGCAUACUGUGUGGAAAACAAACGUUGUGAUCUACCUAAAUAUUUGGUUACGACUAAUAGAAUUAAUGGUUCAGUCUGCGAUUGUCUGGCGGGAUUUUAUCCUGAUCCAUACGAUUAUCUUCAUCAUUCAUGCAAGCGAUGCUCUUGUUGUGAUGAUUCUGACAGUGAAGUCGAGCAAGCAUGUCAAGGAAAUCCAGAGAUAGGAGCAAACUGCAGAUCUGGAACAAGAUACGUGAACUGUGCAAAGCCCACGUCUACCACUAGCACUAACCAGAUAACCUCUCAAGCUACAACACAGAAUUCAUCAACUGAUGUAGUGACAAACAAAAUUUCAACGAUACUUGACGUGCAGCCUACCACACAUUCUGCAACAAGCAAAGCUGCAAUGAAACAUAACUCACAGCCAACUGCACAUCCUGCACCAAACGUUGGAAGUGGAAACUAUAACAACCUUGUUACUAUCUCUGUUGUUUUGCUGUUGGGGGUUGGCAUCAUUGUCAUAAUCAUUACAUUGAUAUGCUCCGUAUAUUUCAGACUGAAACGCAGAAAACACUGGGAUAGGCAUCUUCAGCAGUAUUCGGUAACAGUUAUGGACCCUGAAGGUGGUCAGCAUAAUGUUGUUUAUGAAUUGCCAAUUGAACUUCGUUCUCAGUUUGACAGUUAUUGUCAGAAGGAUACUCGUGAAAAGUUUAUGGUACAGAUGGAAGACAUGACAGAGUUACAAGCGCCAUCACUGGACGCAAGGAUGGACCAACAAGAGAUAAAAGAAGAACUCGAAGGAGAACCUUCAGACUCAUCUGAUAGAAGACAUCCUGGAGUCAAAGGUUUUUCUGAACGAUCCGUUAGACGAUUUCGUCAUGAGCAAAACAUUCAUUAUCGUUCUGCAUUAUCUGACUUUGACAUGAGGAUGGUAGCCCAGGCAGCUGUUAGAGAAGUUGGUCCAGCGUACGGAAGAAAGAUGAUGAAAGGGUAUCUUCAAGCAGGAGGACUUAGAGUUGGUGACAAACGCAUUGGACGCAUUCUAAGACAUGUUGCUCGUGGAUAUCAUGGAAGGAGGCAGCAACUAGCUCAUCGGCAAAUAAAUCCUGUGCCUUACUACGCUCAAUAUCCUGGACACAAAAUGCAUAUAGAUCAAAAUGAGAAACUUGUUAUGUAUGGAACAACACACGUUCUUGCCAUAGACGGUUACAGUGGUUUUAUUCUUGGUCCAAUUACUAUGCCACAGUUUGGGUUAUGGGACCAGAUUCGCGUUGACCAUGGGAGAGAGUUCUAUCUUCUUCUGUAUGUGCAGGAACACCUAAGUUAUCUAAGACGAAAUCAAAUGAGAGCACCUCAUGUGCAGUCUAUGUCAAGAGAGCUCUUUUGCUUUCUGAAACAGAAUCAUCCUGCUGAAAGAAUUUGGGAAGAAGUCAAUCAAAGAGUGAAUUACCCGAUAAAACAAGCUCUCAAUGCUCUAGUAGAGGUGGACCAGCUGAACAUGAAUGACCCUAUUCUUAGAUUUUGUUUGUCCUGGAUAACAAUGAGAGUGUGUCAAGUCGGAAUUGAACGUUGCGUUCUUGCCUGGAAUAAUCAUUUCAUUCCAAGAAAGGGUAUUCCCAGAGACAGAAUUCAGAUGUCCAUGGCUGUCAGACUUCAAGCACAAGACAUCCCAACUGUAGAUGAUGCUGUUCGAUCAUUUGAAGGAGAGGGAGGAGUUCUAAAUAGACUUUCUGAAUUCGGUACGGACCGCAUCAGAUGCGACCAUGUUCGCCAAGCGAGAUUACAAGCCUUUACGUUGAGAUUUAGUUUUGAUAACAUUUACUCAGAAACAGUCAACGGCCGUUGGCAGCAACUACAUGACUCUUGGCGCUACUAUUAUCACCUUACAACUACAUUCUAA
Corticium candelabrum is the source of this 2508-nucleotide messenger RNA. RefSeq lists its product as uncharacterized. Bases 421 to 2508 code for a protein of 695 amino acids. NCBI's taxonomy places the organism in Eukaryota, Metazoa, Porifera, Homoscleromorpha, Homosclerophorida, Plakinidae. The transcript is spliced from 15 exons. The record is from RefSeq and is a predicted model, not a curated record.